AUACCAUCUAGUCAGCAGCUUACACUAUAUUGCCAAAAGUAUUUGGACCCCCCCCUCCAAAUCAUUGGAUUCAGGUGUUCCAAUAGGCAUGCAGAUUGCUUCUACAAACAUUUGUGAAAGAAUGGGUUGCUCUCAGGAGCACAGCAAAUUCAAGCAUGGUACCGUGAUAGGUUGCCACCUGUGCACUAAGUCCAUCCGUAAAAUUUCCUUGCUACUAAAUAUUCCACGGUCAACUGUUAGUGGUAUUAUAAUAAAGUGGAAGCAAAUGGGAACAACAGCCACUCAGCCCGGCACUGGACACUAGAGCAGUGGAGACAUGUUCUCUGAAGUGCCGAAUCACGCUUCUCUGUCUGGCAAAUUGAUGGAUGUGUCUGGGUUUGGUGGUUGCCAGGA
This is a messenger RNA of Staurois parvus, 393 nucleotides long. NCBI's taxonomy places the organism in Eukaryota, Metazoa, Chordata, Amphibia, Anura, Ranidae. The record is from the annotation of a GenBank genome assembly.